AGAAACAAAAUGAACAUAAUACCAACAUUGUAACGACGAGUGAACGCGAGCGUGAGAGAGAGAGAGUGAGUGAGCGAUGAGCAGCUCGCGCGAGAGCGUGCGUUUGAGAGACUCAUUCGUUGUAUCGUUGUAACUCCUAUUCAUAGAAAGAAAAACAAACACGAACACAAACAAACACACACUGACGACUCGACAAAUGGUCCUCCGCGAGUGAAAAAUAAUGUUUGAGCGUGUAAUAAAAAUCAUCUUUAAGUGAACCGAAUCAUCUCAUCACCGAGGAGAAGCCUCCAAAGAAGAGAUUGAAAUGAGAGAGGGAGGGAGCAGCAACCUCUCACGCGCUCUCUCCCUCGCAAAACGAUAAUAUCAUGCAACAAAAUUAUCCACUAUUUGAAUUUUGAUAACCUUUUUUAAGACUGGUUGCAACGCGGUUCUACUUUGUUCUAGCUGUUUCAUUUUUCAAAUAGAACUGAAACAGACCACCCGCAACGCGGAGUUGCAGUUUUAUUUUUCGAGCAGUAUUUUGGAUCAGAAAUAAAACUGCUCGACGAGUUUGUUUCAAACGUGUGACGAUUUGGAACUGGAAUAGAACUCUGUUUUAUUUUUUGCUUCAGUGUGUUAGUGACAUUUGACAGAUAAACAAAGUUUUGAUUUCGAUUCACUUUGAUUCUUGUUUUUUUAGCAGCAGCUGCGUUUCUGGUCUCGGUUUUGGUGAGUUUUCCUGUUUUUAAUAAAAACUAGUUUUUUUAUUCGUUAUCGAAACAUUUUUAGGAAAUGGAAGAUGCGGGGGGUAAGAAAAAAUCUUCCGGGAAGAAGCGAGGAGCUGGAUUUCACCCCCAGGAUGAUCUUCAACUAGCUAAAUCAUGGAUUGCUGUUUCAGAAGAUCCGAUCAAGGGCACGGACCAAACAAAAGAUUCAUUUUGGAGCUCGGUCAAAGAACACGGUGGGUUCGAGACCCGAACUCCUGACGGUCUUCGCCAACGAUGGGGUGUCGUAAGCCGCGCGGUCUCAAAGUUUUGCGGGAUAAUGACUAAUCUCCAAAAUAAGAACCAAAGUGGGACGACGGAUGAGGAUAAACUCGACAAAGCGGCAGUUAUUUUUAAGCAGGAUGAAGGCAAAGAGUUUCGAUUUCUUGCGUGUUACGACGUUUUAAGCUUCUGCCCGAAAUUCAGUGUUGAUCUUGGAAAUAGCGUGGGAGCUGCUAGUACCUCCGCUGCUAGUACCUCCGCUGCGAGUACCUCUACUGCUAGUCCGUCCGCCGCAAAUUCUUACGCCGAGAGUCCAACUGGUCGUCCAUGCGGACGUGAUAAGUCGAAAUUCCUCUCAAACAACGCCAGCAACAUUCAUGCCUUGGAACUGCGACGAGCUGAAGCACUUGAACGUAUUGCGUCAGCUGCCGAAGUGAAGGCGAAAGUUUUUACUGAAUAUAAAAAUGAACUCAGACAAAAAAAUGUUAUCCAAAUUGCCACUACUCGUUUGGAUGAUUUGGACCCGAUCUCGAGGAAGAUAAUGAUAAUAGAGAAGCAAAGGGUGUUGCAAGAACUAACUGUGUCCAAUAACAGUUUGAAUACAGAUUCCAGCAACAUUUCUUCGCGAAUUGAUGGAACUCAGAGUCUAUGCGCAAUGCUAACACCCAAGGACGACCCAGAAUCUGUAAACCAUGCCACUGUUCCGGAUGACGACAUUUUCCAGAAGUUUAUCGAGAUCGAUAAUGAGCUGAGCGAGGAAGAAAACUUUUCCGAAAAUUAAUGUUUGGUAGCAUCUAUGCGUUUCGUAUAUUGUUUUAAGAUAAGAUUAGGCACUAGAUACCAUUCUAGCAUUGCCUUUGUUGAAGUCCAGUGAGGUCCCUUAUUUAAAUGAUUAAAUAAAUUAUUGAUUCUAACUUUCAUUUCAAGUGUAAUUAUUAGGAUGUAACAAAACGGGUCAAUUUUGCGGGCAUUUCAGGGCAUGAUCUUCUAGGUGUACUGAGCCCGAAUACUAAAUAUGAGCUGAUUGCUUGCGGUUGCUAGCAGGAGACCGACUCCGUGGCUUAAUGGUUACGGCUUCUGCCUGCCAAAAAACGAAACAGAAUCAGGUGGGGUUCGAACUCACACCUUUGGAUUGAUGGUCUAAAACAUGCUGUAUUCUUCUCAUAUUAAGUACGCUCUGAUCCCUGAUUUGCCUGCAUGGAUUGGGAUAGAUCAAGGAUCCGUCUGGAGCUUGCUUCUAUGUUAAGGCGGGGCCGGACAAUGCCCAACGACCUCGGAAUUGGGCCGCUAGGAUCUCUGCUAUUCUGAAAUGGGUCGUUGGAAGCAGCGCGAGGGCUUUCACCACCUAAUACCCGGGACUGAGAUAAGUUGUAUCAGCAUUCGGCAUAUACAAAGUUCGAUACAAAUUAUACUUUUUCAUAAUUUCGCUACCGGUUAGCGGGUAUUGGAUUGGACCACACACACACACACACACACACACACACACACACACACACACACACACACACACACACUGCUUGCGGUUGCUGGCAGGAAACUUCCUCUCGAUGAGUAAAUUUUGCGAUCUUGGAUUAAAAGUGCAAUUCGGCCGAGGCGGGAUUCUGCAGGGCCAAGAAGCGAUUCUGGUGGGCGAGCGUGGGCUCUACCGCUUGAAGCAGUUUGUGGAGAAGGCGAUGCUUGCGAUGUUCAGCGUGUCUGUGGGGUGUGCAAGCUGGGUCACCUACCGUUCCCGAAGGAGCCCCAUGGAAGUUGCGACGCGGCAGGAAACCGGUACCUCAUGGCGCUGUUGGACGAUUUCAGUGGGAACACAGUGGUCUACCUGCUGAAGGCGAAGUCAGAGGCCGAGUCCAAGAUACGGGAGUACUUCAACUUGGUUAAAUAACCAGUUCAGUCGUCCUCCCAGAGUCUUUCGCACGGAUGGCGGAUACGAGUAUUCCGGAUCGUCGUUGAAGAAGUUUCUGGUCGAAAGCGGGACGUUCCACUUACCCCAGCAGAACGGGAAAGCGGAGCGGAAGAACCGAUACGCUGUGAAGAUGAUGAGAUGCAUGAUCGCCAAUUCUGGCCUUGGUAAGCAGUACUGGGGAGAGGCGAAAACAGCGACAACCUUCAUCAUCGGUCGAGAAGACUCCGCAUAAGCUGUGGUACAGCAAGAAGCCAUCGUACAACCACAUCCGGACCUUCGGCUCGCAGGCAUUCGUGCACGUUCCGAAAGAGAAGCACCUGAAACUGUACAUGAAGGCGGAGAAGAUGGUCUUCGUGGGGUACGCUGAAGGGCGGAAGGCUUACAGUUUCUUGGACCCCGACACCAAGCGGAUCGUGAUCAGCAGAGAUGUCAAGUUCAUCGAACAGGACGGUGUUGCAGAGGUUGCAGAGGAACCGGUCCGAACCGAUUGAAAAAUUCGACGCUUUUGAGAUGGCUACAAGCGGAAGCGAAACUCAGCCGGAGAAAUUCUCAAGCACAAAGUGCGCCAGGUGGCACAGGGGUACUGCCACAAGUACGGCGAAGAUUACGACGAAGUCUUUGCCCCUGUAACGAAGCAGACCACGUUUCGCGCAAAGAGAAGCUGAUCCUUUGACGUGAAGACGACUUACCUGUACGGCAAACUCAAUGAGGAACUGUACAUGAAGCAACCGGCAACUCGAGGAGGAGCUGUACAUGAAGCAACCUGCAUAUUUGAGAAGAAAGGAGCAGAGAAGCUGGCGUGGAGACGCAGAAGAAGCAUCUACGGGCUGAAGCAGUCCGCCCGGUGCUGGAACCAUCGACUGCACGCCGUCCUGGUUGCAAUGGAGUUCGUCCAAAGUGGUGCAGAUUCCUGUCUAUACACAAAGGAUACACAAAGAACAUGAAGACACGAAAGCCCACGUCAGGAAUGGUGUUCGAACUAGCGGGGGCGCUUUUUCUUGGGCAAGCCAGUUCCAGAACUCUGUAACUUUGUCUUCGAUGGAGUCGGUGUUCCUGGCGUUGAGCGAAACGAGCUCAACGUUUGGCUACUACACCUGCUAGACAAUCUUGGCGAAGCGCCAGCUGCGUAAAGUUAACCGCAAUGAUGAUUCGUUGAAGUGGAUUGAGUGUUCAAUGUUCAAACAAAAAUUCAUUCCUGAAUCUACAGGGGAGGAAGAAACGUGGGCAGU
This is a messenger RNA of Culex pipiens pallens (northern house mosquito), 4097 nucleotides long. RefSeq lists its product as uncharacterized. NCBI's taxonomy places the organism in Eukaryota, Metazoa, Arthropoda, Insecta, Diptera, Culicidae. The transcript has 2 exons. The record is from RefSeq and is a predicted model, not a curated record. The coding region runs from base 772 to 1746 and encodes 324 amino acids.